AUGAUGAAAGCAGUUACUCAACUUAUUUGGGGAAAUGAAGAAGAAGUCCCUAAUGAAAUUUAUAGAAAUAUUCAGGUUAUUCCAAAAGAGGCACAAACAUAUUUUCCAGUUGUGGUUGAUGAAAUAAGAUUGAAGUAUUACAAAGAGACAAUGACAACAUUAUGUUCAAGUAAUAUCCAAAUAGAAGAUGACAUUUUAUUUAUUGUUCCUGAUCAUAAACUUAAACCAAGUGAAUUACAUCGUAUUGAAUCGUUUAUUGAACAUAGUAUUCCUUAUGUUGAAAGUAUUGAGUUAGUUAAUAUAAAUAAUGCAGAUAACUCAUUUUAUAAUUACUUACUUCCUCUUUAUCUCGAAAACAAAUUUCAUGUUCAAUUUGUUAUUGAUCAACAAAAUAAAAGAAUUAUUUUUCAACAAGAAAUGGAAUAUAGUAAAGAAGAUGUUAUACAAUACAUUAAUUCUUUAAAUGUAAAGCCAUUAAAAAUUAAUUACACAUUUAAUAAUGAACAAUUUCAUUCAUUUGCAAUAAAUGAUUUUAUUUUAUUUGAGGACUUUAAAACACAACAUUCUUUUGAGAUACCAAUACAACCUUGUUUAACAUUUGUAUUGAGGAAAUACAAUUCUUUCAUUGAAAGAGAGAUGAGAAGGUAUUGUGUUGUAGCUCAAAAUCCUGAGAUGAUGAAAGGAAAAUAUCAAUUAGGUGAUAGUCAUAUCACUUGUUAUACUAUUAAUUCUUUAGUAAUGGAUAUGUUCCUUGAUGUAAUUGAAGGAUAUUGUGAUCAAAUAAAAGAAACUACACUUUCUUACUCAUUUGAUUAUAGUUAUAUUGCUAAAUUAUGCAAAUCAUUUAAUAUACGAUAUCAAAAUGAAACAGUUUCGAUUAGGUCUAUUAGUUCAAGUGGUUCUAAAUCUAAAUCUGUUUCAAUGAUGUACAUUGAACAGAGUCAAUUUGAAAAAUAUUUUUUAAUUGUUAAAAGAAUGGCUGAAGAACAUAAAACAUAUUCUUUAGAGUCUAUUCAACUAACAAAUGAACAACAAAAUUAUUUUAUUCAAAAAGGUGUUAUUUUUGAUAAAGAAUCACAUUUAAUUCAUUCUUUCUCAAGACAACUUUCUACUGAAUUAAGUGCAUAUGAAAACAAAUAA
Molecule: messenger RNA, 1140 nt
Organism: Entamoeba dispar SAW760
Lineage: Eukaryota; Evosea; Mastigamoebida; Endamoebidae
Exons: 1
Coding region: 1-1140 (379 amino acids)
Source: RefSeq, a predicted model, not a curated record